UCCAUAUAACUCACGUGAACCGGCAGCUGAUCAUGUGAUAACGUCUUGUGACACUUUCUCAUCCUCUGACAAUCUGCCGACUUUAGCAAGAAAUCUAGUAAAAUGAGAUUGGUCAUUCUGGAUGAUUAUAACCUGGCCAGUGAGUGGGCAGCAAAAUACAUUCGCAACAGAAUCAUCCAGUUCAAGCCUUCUCCUGAAAGAUACUUCACUCUGGGCUUGCCCACAGGGAGCACUCCUUAUGGCUGUUACCAGAAGUUAAUCGAAUACUACAGAAAUGGCGAUAUUUCGUUCAAAUAUGUGAAAACUUUUAACAUGGAUGAAUAUGUAGGUCUACCUCGUGAUCACCCAGAGAGCUAUCACUCCUACAUGUGGAACAAUUUCUUCAAGCACAUUGACAUCAAUCCAGCAAAUGCUCACAUCCUGGAUGGAAAUGCAGAGGACCUGGAGGCAGAGUGUCAGGCCUACGAGCAGAAGAUUACGGAAGCCGGAGGAAUUGAGUUGUUUGUAGGAGGUAUUGGCCCCGAUGGUCACAUAGCAUUCAAUGAGCCAGGCUCCAGCCUUGUUUCCAGGACCAGAGUGAAAACCCUGGCUAAAGACACCAUUCUAGCCAAUGCUCGUUUCUUUGGUAACGACCUCUCCAAAGUUCCCACUAUGGCUCUGACUGUGGGCGUAGGAACAGUCAUGGAUGCCAAGGAGGUGAUGAUUCUGAUCACAGGAGCACACAAAGCCUUUGCUCUAUAUAAAGCCAUAGAGGAAGGAGUCAACCACAUGUGGACAGUAUCAGCCUUCCAGCAGCACCCACGCACCAUCUUUGUGUGUGAUGAGGACGCUACCUUGGAGCUCCGAGUCAAAACUGUAAAAUACUUCAAAGGUUUAAUGCAUGUUCAUAACAAACUGGUAGACCCGGUGCUCAGCAUGAAGGACCAGUGAAACAGAGAUCACCACAAGAGCUGAAGCCGUCAAGAUGGUUAAACAUCCCUGGACCCCAAAAUGAAUGGACAGCACAACUGCUCUGGUUCUGUUUUACACCUGAGAAACUGGUGAGCUAGGUUCUGGGUGACUGUCCUGACUGUGUACAUCGUUUUUCAUAGACCUAAUCUGUGCUUGGACAGUUUUGGUCUCAGACCGUUACAGAUCAGAAUGAGAGGAAAAUGAUCAGAUGCUUUUCAUUUCAAAUGUAAUCAUGCAACAGCUGCACUCAUCAACUGUGAAGAUAAUUUUUAAGCAGUUAAAAGGGUGUGACUGGUUUACUUUUUUAAUCACUGCUGGUGGUCUAGGUGGCCCCAGACUGUCUCUGUGAAUCAGUACAGUACUGGCCAGAGUAAAUAAACUAUUUGUAUAUUGGUGAUAGAUAUUAAAAUACUGAGUUAUUGCGAAACUUGCUUAGCUUAAAUGAAUGUGCUCAAAAGGGACCUUUCUUUUUGGUUCAACUUGCUUAGUAUAGUUGUUACAUUUUUGUAUGAGGGGCGCCACAGUCCUCUGUUGCUGGACGCUGAACAAGUCAAAGUGUCGAACCUUCAGUGAAGUUCACUGGAGCUGUCAAAACUACACCCUGUUUAAUAUUGAGAUAAAACCAUCUCAAGGUCCACUUAUUAGCUUUGUCAGAGCUUUCGGAUGUACAUUAAGAUCUUCAUCAGUUACAUUUCUUUGCUCAGUUGCUAUCAUUUGACCAAAGUGUAGAAUUUCAAUCAUUGGCCGACGUAUGUGUGUAGAUAGUGGUAUCCUCUGUUUUUGUUCAGAUUCUCAGGUGUCGGAUGUAAAUUUACUUGGUCUCUCUGUUGUCCACUGACUAGGUUGAUGACCCCUUCACUUCUUCCCAGUGGAAGAUGUGAUUUGUUUUGGUCAGGUGUUCGCAGACAGCCAAUAUAGUUUGCAGUAUGCAUUCUGUUGGAGAUUGAUAUGUGGUUGAAAGCCCUGAAAAAGCCAGUGAUAUGCUUGUUACACAUGCUGAUCACAAGGUUAAAAAUAUGUUACUGUAUGUGCUGUGAUGUGGCUAACAAGCAUCAAUUCCAACCAGGUAAAUGUCACACAAUUUUAUAAAAUAUAAUUCUGUGAUUUAUGAUUUUUCUGCUUGUAAGGUAAGCCACUCCAAUGCAGCAGCUGCUUUUCUCCCCUAAAGUGAAUGGUUGGCUACUGUCAGCAGUGUCGUAGUGUCCGACAUUAUUUACUGUACCUGUAAGAUUGGAAUGGACUUGAUGUGUUUUAUUAAAAAUAUUAUUGAUUAUAUUGUGAAACCAAAGACCCAUAUUUAUAAUAUGUCUUUUUCAGCUGGAAAAUUCAUGGCACUGUUCUUAAAUGGUUCCAGUCAUAUCUAUCCAGUAUGAGCUUCUCUGUAAUGGUUGGUGAUAAUGUUUCUUCAUGUGCUCCUCUCUCCUGUGGGGUACCACAGGGCUCAUUUCUUGGCCACACUCUUUUUUCAUUAGGUGCAUUUGGCCCAAACAGUUCUAGGGACUGCCUGACUGGGGAGGUCCCCCAAGUACUACAUACCGUCACAUGCUUUUUUCUGUUUGCAUAGUCUGUGUGCAUGCGCACACAUGGUAGUGUGCUUCAUUUGGUGUGUUGGUUAGAUUACACUACUAGCUCAUUAUGUCCUGUGUUUUAACAUCAUUCUGCGCACACUGAUGCAUGACAGAAAAAAGAAUCUGGUGAUUCUGGCUCAUGAGAAGGCAGCAGUCAGUAAUAGGCAUGGAUGAGUUUGUCAGAGAUUUUGCACACAAAAUACAAAACAGACAAAAAACAACCUGCUUGCUUUAAUAUUAUAAUAAAUCUAUAUGGGAAAAGGUGAAGUGGUGACAAGUUCAUGUAGGAAGUAUUUAAAAAAAA
Monopterus albus (swamp eel) is the source of this 2823-nucleotide messenger RNA. Its product is annotated as glucosamine-6-phosphate isomerase 2. NCBI's taxonomy places the organism in Eukaryota, Metazoa, Chordata, Actinopteri, Synbranchiformes, Synbranchidae. The transcript is spliced from 7 exons. Gene Ontology annotation, cellular component: cytoplasm. Bases 103 to 930 code for a protein of 275 amino acids. Gene Ontology annotation, molecular function: glucosamine-6-phosphate deaminase activity; identical protein binding. Gene Ontology annotation, biological process: D-glucosamine catabolic process; carbohydrate metabolic process; N-acetylneuraminate catabolic process. The record is from RefSeq and is a predicted model, not a curated record.